Colletotrichum karsti is the source of this 723-nucleotide messenger RNA. RefSeq names its product polysaccharide deacetylase. NCBI's taxonomy places the organism in Eukaryota, Fungi, Ascomycota, Sordariomycetes, Glomerellales, Glomerellaceae. The coding region runs from base 1 to 723 and encodes 240 amino acids. Gene Ontology annotation, biological process: carbohydrate metabolic process. The transcript is spliced from 2 exons. Gene Ontology annotation, molecular function: hydrolase activity, acting on carbon-nitrogen (but not peptide) bonds. The record is from RefSeq and is a predicted model, not a curated record.
AUGCACUACUCUACUAUCCUCGGUGCUGCUGCCGCCCUCGCCGGCGUUGCUAGUGCUAGCCCCCUGAACCGACGUGUCAAUUUCGUCGGCCAGAAGGUCAUGCAAUGCACGCAACCCGGCCUGGUCGCCCUGACUUACGACGACGGCCCCUUCGCCUACACAUCCCAACUUCUCGACCUCCUCGCGGCGAACAACGCCAAGGCGACGUUCUUCGUGAACGCCAACAACUGGGGCAGCAUCUACGACUACGCUGAUGUUAUCACCCGCAUGCACUCGGAGGGCCACCACGUCGGCUCUCACACCGGCACCCACCCGGACCUUCAGACCCUGUCGACCGCCGACCGCCAGGCCCAGAUGAAGCAGGUCGAGGACGCGACCCAGAGCAUCGCCGGCUUCAAGCCCCGCUACAUGCGCGCGCCCUUCCUGUCCUGCGAGCAAGACUGCCUGGCCGACCUCGGCGCCCUCAACUACGUCAUCGUCGACACCAGCCUCGACACCAAGGACUACGAGCACACGCAGGACAUCGACUUCUCGGUCAACAAGUUCGAGUCCGAGCUGGGCGACCCGAGCGUGAACAGCUACAUCGUGCUCGCCCACGACGUCCACCAGACCACCGUCAACCCGCUCACGCAGAAGAUGCUCGACGCUCUGAGGGGGAAGGGCUUCCGCGCCGUCACCGUCGGCGAGUGCCUCGGCGAGCCCCAGGCGGCGUGGUACCAGUAG